UAUUAUAGGAGUCGUAGAGUUCAUUAACUUAGAUGUUGCCGUAGCAAGAUGCAGUAUUCCGUUCUUGCUACUGUUUCAAUUCUUUCAUCAUAGAAUUUAUCUGACGUAUAGCAAAACAAUGUCUGAAAGGAAGGUAUCCUCUUUGAACUCGGUAGAAGAGUAAAGAAAAAGCACAUAUCUCAUUUCCAGGCACAUUAUUCUCUCCUUUGAUAAAGGAGCAGACAAAUUGUAAAGUUGAUUAUGACUUUUGUAGCAUAUGUUUGACAAUGCAAGGCCUCUUCUGCAUCUAUAGUCCAUUACAUGAUCUUAGGAUUCCUUUCCUGGUAAAAAACAGUAGAAAUCUUCCCAUAAAAUCAAAGUAAGAUUCACAACAAUCUUGUGCAAAAUGUCAAGAGCAAGUGCCAGAGCACUGGCGGAGGCGUCCUGUACCGGGAUUGUUCGUAGGAUGGUGAGCCUUCCUCGAAGCAUACUAGGAGGAUUUUCAAGAGUUGUGAAUCAAGGAAAAGACCUUAUGGGAAUAGGAGGAAGAAGGCCUCAGACUUUCCAUUCACAGCAGCCCUUGAACUUUCCCUUCCAAGAUCCUUCAUAUUUUCCUCUGCAAUAUCCACAGCAGCCCCCUGUGGUUCAAGAAGAAUGGGCCUUUCUAGCUAGUUUUGAGCAGCAAUAUGGAACGAUGCAUCCGUUUUUCUAUGCUUGCCGCUUUAUGGAUGCUCUGAAGAUAGCUCAGGAUGAGCAUAAGUUCAUGUUCAUGUACAUCCAUUCACCAGAGCAUCCGUUCACUCCCUCUUUCUGCAGAGAGACCCUUUGCUCGGAAGUGGUCGUGCAGUUUCUUGAUGCAAAUUUCGUUUGCUGGGGUGGACUUGCCGGCCGUGGGGAGGGUCUGCAGAUGGCUAGCGCGUUAAGCGUUUCUAGCUUUCCCUUUUGUGCGAUUGUCGCUCCGGCUGCUGCCGGUGAUAAUCUAGCUGUGCUGCAGCAGAUGGAGGGUCCACUUUCACCUGCUGAAUUAGUCGAAAUUCUGCAAAGGACAAUGGAAGAACAAGGGGUGGCAUUUGGGAGUGGAAGGGCUAAGCAGGAAGAGAAGAGACAGGCCGACCGUCAGUUGAGGGAAGAACAAGAUGCUGCUUAUUUAGCAGCUCUCCAGAUAGAUGAGGAGAAAGAACGACUCAAGAAGAAUUCAAAUUCAGACCACAGAGUUAAACCGAAACCCGAGAAGCCAAAGGAGACUUCAGUGAGGAAACAACCAACUUCAAAAAAACCAGAUACGGCCGGAGUUAAAAAGGCCGAAGCAAUUCAGAUUUUGAUCCGGUUUCCAAACGGCGAGAGAAGGGAGCAUAGCUUCUUGAGCACAGACAAGAUUCAGGAAAUUUUCCGACACAUCGAUUCAUUAGGCCUUGUAGGAGUUGGAAACUACCGACUAAUAUCAAACUUCCCUAGGAAAGUCUAUGGUGCAGAUCAAAUGGAAAUGAGCCUCAAAGAUGCUGGCCUCCAUCCAAAAGCAAGCCUUUUCUUGGAGCUUCUUUGACAUUAGUUAGCACAAGACUUGGAUAGAUUCAGUACUUAGUUUCUGUGGGGUUUCCUACUCUCAUGAGAUUUCAGUUGAUUUCUUUGGUUAUUGAAUGAACAAAUUCUCGGAAGUUAGUGGAACUGAGGACUAGUCUGGGUAGAGUACCAUUAGAGUUGAUGUAGUAAUGCAGAGUAGUGAAUUAGUACUAUGCUUUUGUGUAGCAAAGUAGUGCAGUUGCAGCUGGCUCUGUUUAGUGCUUUCUUUUUCCCUCCUCAUGACCAAGUUGCAAUUCUUGAUGCCCAGAAAUAAUGGUAGAAAGAUUUGGGUAGUGAAAAUAGAAAAGGGUCUCAACAGUAUAGACCAACGGUUUGAGCUCAAAAUUUUUUACGUUCAAUCCUCUACAUGACCAAGUUACGAUCGUGAUGCCCAGAAAUAAUUGUAGAAAGAUUUGGGCAGUGAAAAUAGAAAAGGGUCCCGAUGGGGAUAGUCCAACUGUUUGAGGUCAAAAUCUUUUACAUUCGAACCUCUACAUGACCAAGUUGCAAUUCUUGAUAGAA
This is a messenger RNA of Sesamum indicum (sesame), 2061 nucleotides long. Its product is annotated as plant UBX domain-containing protein 10. Gene Ontology annotation, molecular function: ubiquitin binding. The record is from RefSeq and is a predicted model, not a curated record. Gene Ontology annotation, cellular component: endoplasmic reticulum. Lineage: Eukaryota; Viridiplantae; Streptophyta; Magnoliopsida; Lamiales; Pedaliaceae. Gene Ontology annotation, biological process: ERAD pathway.